AAUAAAAGAUCAUAAAUGGUCCUUGAGUUGAUUGUUGCCAGUUGCCACAACAAAGUCAAGAGAGAGAGACAGCAUAUUCUUUCUACAUAGGAACUAACAAACCUGUCACUGUUGUGUCUUUUUUCUCAGCUUAAUCACUCUUCUUUUGUAAUCUAUGAAAGAGGACUGGAAUUGCUUCACUUUGGACUUGAUCUUCUUCAAUGUUGCUCUGGCUUGCAUAGAUGGAUUUCUUGCUUUCAUUGCAUUUGCUCAGGUCCUCAGGAUUCAUAUGCGAAGUCAACAAAAUGAUUGGACACGCCAAAAAGUACUUCAUAUCAUGAUUGGCACUUCCAACUUGGGUUACUGUAUCUAUUUUACAAGUACUGUUUUUGCUACUUGUAAUGGGUGGAUUUGCUGGUCCGGUGCUUGCGGUUUUAUUCUUAUGGCCUCUCCCAAAGUCAUGUUUCUAGCGGCAUUUCUUCUCCUGCUAUCGUUCUGGGUCGACCUUUGCCAUCAGGAAAAUGAAGAAGAAUUCGAGGAGGAGGAGGAUAAUGUCGAGAAUAGGACCCAACAAGCUUUGUUGGAAGGUAUCAUGAGGGAAAAUGGUUCAGAUCCGAUGAAAAGCCACCGCAGAUGCUGCUCAGUCCAACGCAUUCACAUUGGUAUCCGACAAAAAUAUGUCAUAAUGGUUGUGGUUCUGAUCUUUGUCGUGAUGAUGGCAUUUGCUAUAUUGAUCUGCGUUGGAAACGACAGGAAUCCAAUAGAUCCGUCAAUUGUCGCUCGGGUAUAUGAAACAUUUCUUGCAGUAAUGACACUUAUAUUGGCUGGAGCAUUAGGGUGCUAUGGUCUCCUUCUAUUCUUCAAAUUAAGGAAAGUACGAUCUGAGACCGCUUCGUCAGAAAUGUGGAAGGUUGCGAGUUUAGCUAUUAUUUCUAUUAUAUGUUUUUCAUCAAGUGCAUUAGUAGCUCUGAACACAGAUAUCCCUCUUUUUUAUCAUUGGCAUUUAAAGUUCAUAUAUGGAGUUAAAGCUUUUAUUUUCUUGAUCCUUUACUAUUUUAUAGGUUCUUCUUUGCCGUCAGCUUAUUUGUUAUGGAUAAUUAGAGAAUUGCCGCCUCCUGUCACAGAUAGUAAACAGGAAGAACCAAGAAGAACAUUUACUUUCAUCAGCCACGCCUACGAGACUUCUGACUCAAACCAUCCUUUGUCAUGGGCUACUGCAACAAGUUCAAAGAAUCAGAUUACAUGCAGCCAUGCUGAAGAUAUCACAUGACCUUUGUUUCAUUGCAGAUGUCAAGAGCAAGCCCAAUAUGAGUAAAAUUUUGACUGAUUGAGCUCCUUAUAUUCCAACUGAUGAACAAGUAUUCUAACGACGAGUCCCAAAUACACGACGAAUUGUGAUUCUGAUAACUGACAAGGCAUUUGAUGAAGUACCUGUUAGUUGUCUUCCUACAGUCAUUCAUGUGGAGAUGCAUGGCUACCUUAGACUUCUCCUGAUAUGUUCCAACAUGCAGUGAUAUAUAUAUAAAAUAUAUGUUAUGUUACUUAUGUACAUAGCUGGAAUUUGUGUUCAUCUUUAGUACAAGGCUCCUUUGAUGCUAUGCAUGACUACUACAUUUUGUAAAUAUAAUAUAUGAUUGUAAUCAAAGAUAAAGUGCUUGUAAAUUAAUAGGAGUAAAAAACAUGUUAUGCUUCCCUUCAAAAAUUUAUGUGGUGAACCAAAGUUCUGUAUUAAAGUAAGAGUGGCACCAUUUGUUGGGAUUGCUCACACCAAACUGUGAAAUAAUUUUGAUAGUAUAAUUACUCUAGAUUGAUUUUUUUAUAGAAA
Molecule: messenger RNA, 1804 nt
Organism: Cicer arietinum (chickpea)
Lineage: Eukaryota; Viridiplantae; Streptophyta; Magnoliopsida; Fabales; Fabaceae
Product: tobamovirus multiplication protein 1
Source: RefSeq, a predicted model, not a curated record